CCAUCGCAGUUGCAAUGCAAUGCCUGUCUGAACGCUUGGUUUCCCGUGAGCGAGGAGAUGCGUACAAAGACGUGUGCCUGUAGGUCAACUUAACGAGGCUUUUGGAGUAACUUGUGGAAUUUUAGACUUGCACGCAUAACGAUGCCUUAUCUGACUAAAUCGCUAUUUUUAUUCGUCUGUCUGGUGGUUACCGGGGAAUGCCGUAAUCACGGACACCGAGUACGGAGAUGGACGGGUACCGUGGAGACGGCAAAGCAUGGCACAGAGACAGCAAAUCAUGGCACCUCCUUGACAAAGAAGCCUCCGGAUGUGACCAAAAAUCGCAAGCUGAAGACAGAGCAGCUUCUGAAAGUAGAUGAUCAUGAUUUCACCAUGAGGCCAGCAUUCGGAGGCCCGGCUAUUCCUGUUGGAGUGGACGUACAAGUGGAAAGCUUGGACAGCAUCUCAGAAGUAGACAUGGACUUCACCAUGACUCUGUACCUGAGACACUAUUGGAAGGAUGAGCGUCUGACCUUCACCAGCUCCACCAAUAAGAGCAUGACAUUUGACGGGCGUCUGGUGAAGAAGAUCUGGGUGCCAGAUGUGUUCUUUGUCCACUCUAAGAGAUCCUUCAUCCAUGACACCACCACAGACAACAUCAUGCUCAGGGUCUUUCCCGACGGACACGUCCUCUACAGCCUGAGGGUGACAGUGACCGCAGCCUGUAACAUGGACUUCAGCCGCUUUCCUCUGGACACCCAGACCUGCUCACUGGAGCUAGAGAGCUAUGCCUAUACGGAUGAGGAUCUGAUGCUGUACUGGAAGAGUGGGGAUGAGUCCUUGAGUACGGACGACCGUAUCUCCCUUUCUCAGUUCCUCAUCCAGAAGUUCCACACCACCUCUCACCUGGCGUUCUACAGCAGCACAGGCUGGUACAAUCGUCUGUACAUCAACUUUACCCUGCGGAGACACAUCUUCUUCUUCCUGCUUCAGACCUACUUCCCUGCCACCCUCAUGGUCAUGCUGUCCUGGGUGUCCUUCUGGAUCGACCGCAGGGCCGUCCCAGCCCGCGUCUCGCUGGGUAUCACCACAGUGCUCACCAUGUCCACCAUCAUUACUGGAGUGAACGCCUCCAUGCCCAGAGUGUCCUACAUCAAGGCUGUGGACAUCUACCUGUGGGUCAGCUUUGUGUUUGUCUUCCUAUCCGUGCUGGAGUACGCUGCUGUCAACUACCUGUCCACCAUGCAGGACCGCAGGGAACGUAAGAUGAGAGACGAGAUAAGAGAAAGGGCCAGGUCACAGUCGCUGCCCUGCACCUGUGGCAUGUCCCAGACCAGGACCAUGAUACUAGACGGGAACUACAGCGAGGCUGACACCAACAGCCUGGCCGGCUACACCUCGGGAACUAUGGUGUCCGAGGAGGAUGCGGAGAUGCCACAUGAGGUGAUGAACGAGAAGCAGACUCCUGGGGAGCACAUGGUGGUCCACCUGUCUGUCAGUAGCGAGUCCACAACCACCAAGAAGAAAGGUAUCCGUGCCCUCAAAAUUAUCCAGAAUACACAUGCCAUCGACAAGUACUCCAGGAUGUUAUUCCCUGGCUCCUAUAUCCUAUUCAACUUCAUCUACUGGUGUUCAUACUGUAUAGGAGCGUAG
Molecule: messenger RNA, 1632 nt
Organism: Oncorhynchus masou masou (cherry salmon)
Lineage: Eukaryota; Metazoa; Chordata; Actinopteri; Salmoniformes; Salmonidae
Product: gamma-aminobutyric acid receptor subunit rho-2-like
Exons: 9
Coding region: 142-1632 (496 amino acids)
Biological process (GO): nervous system process; signal transduction; chloride transmembrane transport
Cellular component (GO): plasma membrane; GABA-A receptor complex; synapse
Molecular function (GO): chloride channel activity; extracellular ligand-gated monoatomic ion channel activity; GABA-A receptor activity
Source: RefSeq, a predicted model, not a curated record